Messenger RNA from Xiphophorus hellerii (green swordtail), 1102 nucleotides. It is a transcript of the gene cryba1l2, whose product is annotated as crystallin, beta A1, like 2. The record is from RefSeq and is a predicted model, not a curated record. Gene Ontology annotation, biological process: visual perception; lens development in camera-type eye. Gene Ontology annotation, molecular function: structural constituent of eye lens. NCBI's taxonomy places the organism in Eukaryota, Metazoa, Chordata, Actinopteri, Cyprinodontiformes, Poeciliidae. The transcript has 7 exons. Bases 1 to 603 code for a protein of 200 amino acids.
AUGACUGCACCAAUUCACAGAGCGGUCCAUUAUCCAGAUGAGUUGACUCACCUAGCCAGUCUCGAGAGCUCAUGCGUGGCACGUGCACGGCGCGUGGCCGCUCAUCUUAAAGAGGGUUUGUUACGUGGGAAGUCCGAGGAAAACAGUCUGGUGACUGUGUUUGAGCAGGAGCACUUCCAGGGCAAGUGUCUGGAGUUCAUGACUGCGGCGUGGACAACAUCCGCUCCAUCCGAGUGGAGAGUGGCGCUUGAGUCACACAGCCAGUGCACCUGCAGGUCUCAGUAUCCUAAAUUUAAAGGCCAGCUGUUCGUCGUAGAGAGGGGUGAGUACCCCAACCGGGUGGCCAAUGCUGGUUCUUUAUCCUACCACACCGAGCGCUUCAUGUCGAUUCGCCCCAUUUAUUGUGCUAUAAUUUCCUCAAAGCAACCGCAUGAUGAUUUUCGAGAGAGAGAACUUCAUCCGUCCCUGCAGGCCGUGGGCUGGUUCAUGCCCGAGGUCGGCUCCAUGCAUGUGCAGAGCGGAGCCUUUGUGUGCUAUGAGUACCCAGGCUACAGAGGUCAGCAGUACAUCAUGGAGUGUGAGAGGCAUGGGGGAGACUACUAGCACUGGAGGAACUGGGGCUCCCACUGCCAGACACCAAAGAUCCAGUCCAUCAGACGCACCAGGCACUGAGGAGCCUCGUAUCGAGACCGGCAGCAGGUUGAACUUGAGCAAAAGAACCCCUGAGCUCCACCUCAGUUUGGUUCAGAGGGGCUUUGGACCAUAACUACAACACAAACCAUGUGGGAUCUAGCAGCUACGUCCCAAGCCCACCCAUCGUUUCUUUGGAUUAAUAUGGAAACAAAGAAACAAGUUCAACUUUAUUUAACUUGUUUUUUUAUAAGUUAAGCCUUGAAAUAUGAGGAGCCAUCUGAAGAAAAUGGAAGAACAUGUUACCCAGCAUGUACAAGUUUAGGGGCCACUAUGGAUGAAUUCAGCAAGUCUUAUUCUGUUACACAUAAAGACACUUUUGAGAAAACAUCUGAUCAUUCAAAAAGAUAAUAAACACCUGAUGCAUGUAGAAGAAAAAGAAAACAUAUAAAUAAAUAAGCUUCUUUCUCAA